AUGUGUUAUUGUUGUUGUUAUCGCAUGCGGGAGCAGGCGGCGGACCGAGCCCGCAGCCGACCAUCAGCUCUGCCGGAGCCACGUAUUGAGACGGCAUCUAUGGCGUCAGGCAGUGAGGCGGGUUUCGGAGCCCUUGGUGGCGGCGGCGGUACGGCAGUCCGAGCUCACGGCGGCGACAUGCGUUCCGUGCUGGAGGAGCUCGGCCUGGCCACCCUGGCUGCCCGCUUCGAGGCGGAGGACAUUUCUCCGGGCUUGCUGCCGUACCUGGACGAUACGGCACUGCGGGAGCUGGGGGCCACGUCUGUGGGUGCCCGGCUCAAACUGAGAAUCGCGGCACAGGCCCUGUUCCUGGGCUGA
Volvox carteri f. nagariensis is the source of this 357-nucleotide messenger RNA. RefSeq lists its product as uncharacterized. The transcript has 2 exons. The coding region runs from base 1 to 357 and encodes 118 amino acids. The record is from RefSeq and is a predicted model, not a curated record. Lineage: Eukaryota; Viridiplantae; Chlorophyta; Chlorophyceae; Chlamydomonadales; Volvocaceae.